Molecule: messenger RNA, 4366 nt
Organism: Acanthochromis polyacanthus (spiny chromis)
Lineage: Eukaryota; Metazoa; Chordata; Actinopteri; Pomacentridae
Product: double-stranded RNA-specific editase 1-like
Exons: 12
Coding region: 194-2473 (759 amino acids)
Biological process (GO): RNA processing; adenosine to inosine editing
Cellular component (GO): nucleolus; cytoplasm
Molecular function (GO): double-stranded RNA binding; double-stranded RNA adenosine deaminase activity; tRNA-specific adenosine deaminase activity
Source: RefSeq, a predicted model, not a curated record
AGCAUCGCUGGAGGGCUUCCUCUCUCGCCUGGCUGCUUCCUUUAAAACGCAGGAUUCACUUCAGUAAAUGAUUAGCGGUGGACUAGAAUCAACCCGAACACAUCAACCGGCCUGAAAACAAGAUAAAGAAAAGGCUGUUUGCUGACAUCAUCCCAAAUGAUCUUCUGACAGACAGACGCUGUAGGAGGAGGAUAUGCCAGGACUCUCUGCUGUGGUCAAGGUCCCCAAAGAGGUGGUUUCAAGUUUGCAAGGUGAAAAAGAAAAGAAGGACAUUCAGGAAGAACAUCGAACAACAGAAGGCUGGUCAGUCCAACAUGGUCGAGCAGGAGUCCGGGCAACUCGAACCCAACAGAGGCUGUUCAUCAGAAACGGGGACCAAGUAGAAAGCAUGAGUUCAUGCAGCACAGAUGUUAAGGAAAAUCGGAACUUGGACAACCUCUUCUCCAAAGGGAGGGUUGCAGCUGAGGUUGCUCAACUCCCCAAUGGGAGUGCUGGGGGUGGGAGGAAACGUCCCUUAGAAGAGGGCAAUAAUGGGCACACACAUUCCAAGUACAGGCCCAAGAAGCGUAAGAAAGUCCCCGGGCCCAUUCUGCCCAAGAAUGCCCUCAUGCAGCUGAAUGAGAUCAAGCCGGGACUACAGUACAAACUGCUCUCUCAGACCGGGCCGGUCCAUGCGCCUGUCUUUGUGAUGACUGUGGAGGUCAACGGGCAGCUCUUCGAGGGUUCAGGCCCGACCAAGAAGAAGGCCAAGCUGAAUGCAGCAGAGAAGGCGCUGCGCUCCUUCGUCCAGUUCCCCAACGCAUCUGAAGCCCACAUGGCCAUGGGACGGACUCUGUCUGUCCACACGGACUUCACCUCGGACCAAGCUGACUUUCCAGACAUGCUCUUUAACGCCUUUGAGACAUCCAACCCCAUAGACGACCCCUUUUACCUCGCUUCCCACAGUAACGGUUCCUUCAGCUCAUUGGGAAUAGAGUACCCUUUGCUACCCUUCCCCGUCCCAAACCUGCCCCAGUCUCCCUUACCUCCAGCACCCUCCACCACUGUCUCCCCGACAAGUGGCAAGAACCCCGUCAUGAUCCUCAAUGAGUUGCGGCCAGGACUCAAGUAUGACUUUGUGUCGGAGAGUGGGGAGAGCCAUGCCAAGAAUUUUGUAAUGUCAGUGACGGUAGAUGCUCAGAAAUUCCAGGGUUCUGGGCGGAAUAAGAAGCUGGCCAAGGCUCGGGCUGCCCAGGCUGCUCUGUCUGCUCUGUUUAACAUUCAGCUGGACCAGGCACCAUCACGGCAGCCUAUACCCAGAGAAGGACUGCAGCUUCACCUGCCACAGGUCCUGGCUGACGCCGUCUCUCGUCUGGUUAUUGACAAAUUCAGCGAGCUGACGGACAACUUCACUUCUCCACACGCUCGACGGAAAGUCUUGGCGGGUGUUGUCAUGACAACGGGCACAGAUGUGAAGGAGGCUCAGGUCAUCUGCGUGUCCACAGGGACAAAGUGCAUCAACGGUGAAUACAUGAGUGACAGAGGUCUGGCCCUCAACGACUGCCACGCUGAGAUUGUAGCUCGUCGGUCUCUCAUCAGGUUCCUGUACUCCCAGCUGGAGUAUUUCCUCAGUAACAACAAAGAGGAGCACCAUCAGUCCAUCUUCAGCAGGUGUGACAACAGACAAGGCUUCAGACUGAAGGAAAACGUCCAGUUUCACCUGUACAUCAGCACCUCCCCCUGUGGAGACGCUCGCAUCUUCUCACCACAUGAAGCUGGAGUGGAGGAUCAGGGGGACAGACACCCGAACAGAAAGGCUCGUGGGCAGCUUCGCACUAAGAUUGAGUCCGGUGAAGGAACCAUUCCUGUCCGAUCCAGUAACACCAUCCAGACGUGGGACGGAGUUCUGCAGGGUGAGAGACUGCUCACCAUGUCCUGCAGUGACAAGAUCGCCAGGUGGAACGUUGUUGGGUUCCAGGGUUCUCUGAUGAGCUACUUCACUGAGCCCAUCUACUUCUCCAGCAUCAUCCUGGGCAGCUUGUACCACGCUGACCACCUCUCCAGAGCCAUGUACCAGAGGAUCACUGAGAUCGAGGAUCUGCCACAGUCCUUCAGCCUCAACAGGCCGCUGCUCAGCGGAAUAAGUAACGCAGAGGCUCGUCAGCCAGGAAAAGCACCAAACUUCAGCGUGAACUGGACGGUGGGAGACCAGGGCUUGGAGGUGAUCAAUGCCACCACGGGGAAAGAUGAUCUGUGUCGACCGUCCAGGCUCUGCAAACAUGCCCUGUACAGCCGCUGGAUGCGUCUGCACUGCAAGCUCGCUCCCACCCUGAGGAUCCGAACGGUGCGGCCCAACAGUUACCACGAUGCCAAGCAGGCGGCGGUGGAGUACCACUCCUCCAAGCAGACGCUCUUCAGAGCCUUCUACAAGGCCGGACUGGGCGCCUGGGUGAAGAAACCUAUAGAGCAGGACCAGUUUGCACUCACCACCUGAGUUGCUGCUGCUGCUGGUUGUUUCGGUAACUGUUGAACUUUUACCGUCAGCGGAGAAAUAAUUUCCCGUUGGAUUGUCAUGGAUUUUACUGCGGGUUCUUGGAAAGAAAGCGGCAACAAAUCCAGAUGUCAAAAUCCACGGAUUUCCUUUUUAUAGCCUCAUGCUCCUCCCUAUCAGCCAGCACUAUAUGUUAAAAAAGAUCAUUAUUCAUUCAGUUAUGCAACUUUCUAUCAAGGACAAAGGUACAAAAUAUACUGGGAAUGGAAGCAAUGUUAGUUAAGUGGCAUUUAUAACAAAAAAAUAUAUGAAUAUAUUCAUUUUGCAUGUGUACCAAAUUCACAGGAAGUGUCCGAUGUAGUAAAAGACAAUUUAUGUUUAGUAUUGUGAGCUCAAAUGAUCAGUGUUGUGAAAAACUCCUCCUGCAGUUUUAUUAAGUGUUUUACCUGCUUUUUCAGCAAAUCUGAAAUUCAGUUGUUCCACAAACUUUAAGGCCAGCCUUUGCAACUUUAUCUAAAUAUGGAAAACUAUAUAAACUUUGGCCUUGGUUACACUGUAAACACCCCUGUAAAUGAACCUCACCCACCGCUGAUAAACAUCCAGUGCAUGAAUUGUAGCCUGUUUCUGGAAGAUGGUUUUUAAAAAUUGGCAGCUUUUUCUAGAGACAGAAAAUGUAACUUUUAACUUAGUGGUAUGAACUCAUGAGAUGCUGACAGCUUUGAUGGGGGGAGGAGUUGGUAAAUUUCAUUUUUAUAAGAUCAGAUCUUUUUAUUGCCUUGUGGCCAUCAGAAGAACUGCAGUUGAAUUUACUUGUGAAUUUUCUUCAAGAAUACUGCUUUUAUUCAUAAUAUUUUUACUUUCAUCAAGCCAAAUGGAAACAUCAAACCAACUCCAACUCUUCUGAAUUGUCUACUAUAUGUCUGAUUCUGAGCUUCAAGCUCUUUGGUUUCUACACAAAACACAUAUUGUUAAAGAAAUACCCCAUAACCCAAAAUUUAAAAAUAUUUCCAAAAAUGAUAGUCCAUACAUGAUAACUGCAGUAAAAAGCUGAACCAGGACAUGUCUUGGUUUUGGAUGCAUCAUUGUAGCUGGUGUUUCUUAUCGCCAGUAAAAACUCACCAAAGAUGAUGUCAGCAUCUGUCAAGCCUUCAAAAUUCUUGGUCUCUUCUGUGUUUUUCCAGAAAUCCAAAUGUUGUUUGGCAACUGUAAUCUGCCUCUACAAACCUUUUUGUCUCAAAGCUUUCGGCUUUAUAGCUGUGUGUAAUGUUCUACUCUUUGAAAACCAAACAAGACCGAAUCCAAAAUCAUUUGUAUUCCUCUAUAGCAGAGUUAUUCACGUCUGGAUGCAGCAUGCGUUUAAUGUCUUGGUUGUGUACAUAUUUUUACUCAAAAUUCUAACUUUUUAAUUUUGGAAAAUCUUUAUUUUGCUGUAAAAUUUUAACUUAUUAAGUUUCUGUCCUUUAUAUUUUAUCGUGCAUUCUUCUGUUUCUAAUUUUAUUGAUGAAAAAAUGUCCUAACUUUGAACAUGUGCAAAACUGUUCCUGUCUCAGUGCUCCUGGCCCCAGGCUUGACGCCUCAGGGUUUUUCAGAGGGGUCUACAAGUAGUGUUUGUACAGGAUAUGCACUUUUUAAACAGAGACUUAUCUCCAUUGACUUCCAUUCUUUUGACUGAAGUAAAAUGGGCUUAAAUUGAAAAAGAUGGCCCUCUAGUGGGGAGAUUCUCCAGUUCUGGAUGUGUUCAAGCACUUUUUUAUUGAUUUGCUCCAUAUCGUAAGGCAACACUGUGGGGACUAAUGCAUGAGCUCUACCUGUAAAGCAUGGAAAAAAAAUCUAAAAAUAAAAUAUGUAGAAAUUGAGUCAAUGAUCUAGAGAUUUAAUAAAAUGCUACUGCAGUCA